AUGGCGCCCAGAGAAGGAUGGUCUUAYMAWGAAAUGAAACWAGAUUUYAGUCUGAAAAACUGCAAAACCUACGAAUGUAAAAUGAAAAAAGAYUUAGGCAAUGGUUGGUUUCGUUAUGGAGAUAGUGCCAUCAAGCUCUUUACAGAGAAGAAAAACUGGACCGAUGCUCRUAGCCAUUGUCAGUCAUUAGGUGGUGAUCUUCUCUCUAUUACCAGCUCACACGAGAAUGACUUUGUCAACGAUGUUUUUAUAGAAAACCUAAACUUGACGUACGUUCAAGAAGAUAAAAAGCUGCCUUUUCCCUAUGUCCAUUUUAAACUUAACGGAGACGAGUCAGAUAACAAGACACUUGAAGGUGAUCGAGUUGAUUACAAGAUCGACGGAAGAGAAAAAGCUUUAUACUUAAAUGAUGGACAACCGGRAMUGACGAAAAUCCCAUCCAUGUAUCCAAACCCAGCUGCUUUCACYCUUCUUUUUUGGGUAAAACCCUUGGAGCCGCUAGAGUCAGCAUACGUACUAAGAAUAUUCAAAUCAGCCAAUGUUGUAUUUAAGCUUCAAUWUGAAUCUUCAGGAGAUGGAAUUGAAUUGACUAUCAAUUACAAAAACCUUGGAAAAGUUAGCUUCCAACCAAAUGUUUGGCAGUACCUUUGCGUAUCCUGGAAUCAAARCACAACAACGGUUCUCUUUGGUAAAGACGCCAAGUGGAUUGUUAAAGAUGAUAAAACGAUUACAUCAAUGGACACACUWAAAAGUAGCUUUCGUUUUGGCCGAUCUUCUAACGUCAAUACCCAUGGCUUCUACAAGCAUUUGGUUCUCGUCAACAGCACGAUUUCAAAGCACGAAAUUCAGACUUUUAUGUAUUGGCAUGAGCAAGGAGUAUGGAUUGGUCUAAACAACCCAGAAGGAAGUGAUGGCUUUAGCUGGUCUGAUGGUACCCCUGUGGGGCAGUUUAUUAACCUACCAGACUACAAUCCAGAGCCCAACAAAUCAGGAAGAAAGUGUGUUGCCAUGGCAAAGGAUAAGAAAUGGUUGGAUAAACACUGUGAUUUGAAGUACCCAUUCCUGUGCGAGAAACCUGCACCACCUUAGAGUCUAUUUACGGCUAAAUAAACUUGAGAACGUAGCUAAAUAUUAUACAGCAUCUUUAUUAAUUACUAGUGAAGAAGAACACUAUUUCCUCGUAAAAAUGACUAAAUUUUAAUAUCCUUAAAUUGAAUUAUUUGAAUAAUUUUUUACUUUGCUCUUAUUUCAUGCUUCGGAAAACUGAGUGCCAGGAUUCAGUUUUUAAAAUUCACAUAUCUGUAUCUCAAUGUAUAGCUAUAUUCAAAUA
This is a messenger RNA of Exaiptasia diaphana, 1330 nucleotides long. RefSeq lists its product as uncharacterized. Bases 1 to 1089 code for a protein of 362 amino acids. Gene Ontology annotation, molecular function: signaling receptor activity. The record is from RefSeq and is a predicted model, not a curated record. The transcript is spliced from 7 exons. NCBI's taxonomy places the organism in Eukaryota, Metazoa, Cnidaria, Anthozoa, Actiniaria, Aiptasiidae.